Molecule: messenger RNA, 225 nt
Organism: Rotaria sp. Silwood1
Lineage: Eukaryota; Metazoa; Rotifera; Eurotatoria; Philodinida; Philodinidae
Source: the annotation of a GenBank genome assembly
AUGAGCUACGCAGCAGUUUAUGCUCUUGCUAUACUUGCUGAUAAUACCAGUCCUGAUGUUACAACAAUGUCAAAAAUUCUUGGAAGCGUCGGUAUCGUUUGUGAUAAUACAAAAGCACAAAAAGUGAUCGAUACGUCUGGUGGUGCAGCUGUUGGUUCCACUGUUAGUGCUGGUAAAGUUCCUGCUGAAGAAGAAGAAGACAUGGGUUAUGAUUUAUUCGAUUAA